Messenger RNA from Rotaria sordida, 4311 nucleotides. Lineage: Eukaryota; Metazoa; Rotifera; Eurotatoria; Philodinida; Philodinidae. The record is from the annotation of a GenBank genome assembly.
AUGGCUGACAAAGUUGCUCGCCAUUCCCAAUAUAAUCAUAAAUCUAAUUCAAAUCUAGUCUUGCCAACGAAUUCAUCAUCGAAUGAUCAACAUGAACGUAAUAAAUCUACUGGUGAAGUACAAUCAAUUGUUGAAGAUAUAAAAGAUUUUCGAAUGGGUGAUCGAGUACAACACACACGACCAGCAUCUAUUAAUAAAAAACAAAAGAAAGAUGAAGAUCAUUCAUCGAUCUAUGAUAUAACUCGAUUUAAAGGACAAACAUUACUUAGUGAUUUAACAGAUGAUACAUCUAAUAUUUUAUAUCAACCAAAAACUUAUGAAACAAAACAAAUAUAUGAAACUUUACUUAAUUUUAUUCAAGAAACUAUUGGUGAUCAGACACAAACUAUUUUACGCAGUGCUGCUGAUGAAAUAUUAAUUUUACUUAAAGAUAAUAAAUUAACUAAUCAAGAUCGUAAAAAUAAAAUUGAAACAUUAUUAAAACCAGGCAUGUCUGAUGAACGUUUUAAUUUUCUUAUUAAUCUUAGUAAAAAAAUUACCGAUUGGUCGUUCGACAUUGAAAAUGAUACAAUCGAUGAAACAAUUGGUGUUCCUAUUCAAUUUGAAGGUUCAAGCGAUGAUGAUGAUGACAACGAAGAUGAAAUUUCCGAUGUUGGAGAAAUUCCAAUGGAUGAAAAUAUUCAAGAAACAAGUUAUUGCAUAAGAAGUGAUGAUUUAAUUCGAACAAAUAAUACAUUACAACCACAUGCAAUUGAUGCAUUUUGGUUAGAACGUAAUUUAAGCAAAAUCUAUCCGAAUAUUACAGAUGCAAAAAACAAAGCUGAAGAACUUCUUGAUAUUCUUAAAACAACAUCGAAUAAUCAUGAAUUAGAAAAUAAACUUAUUAUAUUACUUGGUUGUGAACAAUUUGAAUUUAUUAAAACAUUACGAACACAUCGACAAAUGAUUCUUUAUUGUAUUCUACUUGCAAGAGCACAAACUACAUUAGAAAAAACACAUAUUGAAGAAAAAAUGAGAAAUAAUCCAGAAUUAAUAUGGAUAUUGCAUGAUUUAUCAACAUUACAAAUUAAUCGUGAUCAAGAAAACAUGGAAAUAGAUAAUAAUAAUACAACACAUCAAAUUCUUGAUUUUGAAGAUUUAACAUUUCAUCAAGGAAAUCAUUUUAUGUCAAAUAAAACUUGUCAAUUACCAAAUGGAUCUUUUCGUUUACAAAAGAAAGGUUAUGAAGAAAUACAUAUACCUUCUCUUAAACCUUCAAGAUUUAAUUCCGACGAAAUUCUUUAUCCAAUAUCAAAUUUACCUAAAUAUGUUCAACCAGCAUUUGAAGGCUAUAAAGAAUUAAAUCGUAUUCAAUCACAUAUGAUUAAAACAAUAUUUGAAACUGAUGAAAAUAUUUUAUUAUGUGCACCGACUGGUGCUGGUAAAACAAAUGUUGCAUUACUUUGUAUUCUACAUGAAAUAGGUAAACAUAUUAUGUCUGAUAAUAGUAUUAAUACUAAUGAAUUUAAAAUAAUUUAUAUUGCACCAAUGAAAUCACUUAUUCAAGAAAUAGUUAAUAGUUUUACAGAGCGUUUAAAUUCCUAUGGUAUUAAAGUAUCAGAAUUAACUGGUGAUCAUCAAUUAACCAAAGAAGAAAUAAAUCAAACACAAAUAAUUAUUUGUACACCAGAAAAAUGGGAUAUUAUAACACGUAAAGGUGAUGAACGUAUAUAUACACAAUUAGUACAUUUAAUAAUUAUUGAUGAAAUACAUCUAUUACAUGAUGAUCGUGGUCCUAUACUUGAAGCAAUUAUUGCUCGAACAAAUCAUUUAAUUAAAACAAUAAAAAAUCAUGUACGUUUUGUUGGAUUAAGUGCUACAUUACCUAAUUAUGAAGAUAUAGCCGAAUUUUUGAAUGUAAAAUCUACAGGUUUAUUUUAUUUUGAUAAUAGUUAUCGACCUGUACCACUUGAACAAGAAUAUAUUGGUAUAACAGAAAAAAAAGCCAUUAAACGUUUUCAUAUGAUGAAUGAUCUUGUUUAUGAAAAAGUCAUGGAACAUGCUGGAAAAAAUCAAGUACUUAUUUUUGUACAUUCAAGAAAAGAAACAGGACGAACAGCACGUACUCUACGUGAUGGAUGUAUAGAAAAAAGUACCAUUGGAUGUUUUCUUAAAGCAGAUUCAGUUUCACAAGAAACUUUACAAAUGGCAAUCGAAUUAACUAAAAAUUUGGAACUAAAAGAUCUUCUUCCAUAUUCAUUUGCUAUUCAUCAUGCUGGUAUGAGUCGUGCUGAUCGAAUUUUAGUUGAAGAUCUUUUUCGUAAACGACAUAUUCAAGUACUUAUAUCAACAGCUACACUUGCUUGGGGUGUUAAUUUACCUGCACAUACAGUUAUUAUCAAAGGCACACAAGUUUAUAAUCCUGAAAAAGGUCGUUGGGCUGAAUUAAGUGCACUUGAUGUUAUGCAAAUGUUUGGUCGAGCUGGUCGUCCUCAAUAUGAUAAAAUUGGUCAAGGUAUUUUAAUAACUAAUCAUAAUGAAUUACAAUAUUAUUUAUCAUUAAUGAAUCAACAACUUCCAAUUGAAAGUCAAAUGAUAUCAAAAUUAAUUGAUAAUCUUAAUGCUGAAAUUGUUCUUGGAACUAUUGAAAAUAUUCAUGAAGCUGCUGAAUGGCUUUGUUCUACUUAUUUAUAUAUACGUAUGAAAAAACAACCUCAAUUAUAUGGUGUAUCAAAUGAAACUCUACUUAUUGAUAAUACUCUUUUUCAACGACGUUUAGAUUUAAUUCAUUCUGCAGCAAUACAAUUAGAUAAAAGUCAUUUAAUUCAUUAUGAUCGUAGAACAGGUAAGUUUCAAAUGACUGAUCAUGGUCGAAUUGCAAGUUAUUAUUACUGUAGUCAUGAAACAAUUGCAAUAUAUAAUAAAUUAUUGAAACCAACAUUAAAUGAUAUUGAAUUAUUUCAUAUAUUUUCAUUAUCACCAGAAUUUCGUCAUAUAAUUGUACGAGAAGAAGAAAAAUAUGAAUUAAAAAAAUUAAUUGAACAUGUACCAAUACCUAUUAAAGAAAAUAUUGAUGAAUCAAAUACAAAAAUAAAUAUACUUUUACAAGUUUAUAUAUCUCAAUUAAAACUUAAUGGUUUAGUAUUAAUGGCUGAUAUGAUUUAUAUAAUACAGAAUGCUGAAAGAUUAAUUCGAGUAAUAUUUGAAAUUGUUUUAAAAAAACAAUGGGCAAGAUGUGUAGAUAAAACAUUAAAUUUAGCAAAAAUGAUUGAUAAACGAAUGUGGCAAAGUAUGUGUCCAUUAAGACAAUUUAAAAAAAUUUCAAAUAUAAUUAAUCAAACAAUUGAAAAGAAAAAUAUUUCAUGGGAUAGAUUCUAUGAUUUAGAUGCAAAUGAAAUUGGUGAAUUUCUUCGUGAACCUAAAAUUGGACAAACAGUUUAUAAGCAUAUACAUUAUAUACCUAAAUUAGAAUUAACUGUACAUAUUUUACCAAUUACACGAUCAAUGCUUAAAGUUGAAUUAACAAUAACACCUGAUUUUCAAUGGAAUGAAACAAUUCAUGGAACAAGCGAGCCAUUUUGGAUUUUUGUCGAAGAUGGUGAUGCAGAAGUUUUACUUCAUCAUGAAUAUUUUCUUCUUAAAAAAAAAUAUUGUAAAGAUGAACAUUAUGUAAAAUUUUUCGUUCCAAUUUAUGAAGCAUUACCACCACAAUAUUUUAUUCGUGUUGUAUCUGAUCGAUGGUUAUCAUCAGAAACUCAAAUAGCUGUAUCAUUUCGUCAUUUAAUCUUACCAGAAAAACAACUAGAAUCAACUGAAUUACUCGAUUUACAACCAUUACCUGUUAAUGUAUUAAAUAAUUCAAAAUAUGAAGAAUUAUAUAAUUUUAAAGUUUUUAAUUGUAUUCAAACACAAGUUUUUAAUACAUUAUAUCAUACGGAUGAAAAUGUAUUUUUGGGUGCAUCAAAUGGUUCUGGUAAAACAAUAUGUGCUGAAUUUGCCAUAUUAAGAUUAUUUUCUGAUGAAAAAUUAAAAGAAAUAUCUGAACCUAAAUGUGUUUAUAUAACACCAAAAGAAGAAUUAGCAGAAAUUAUACGACAAGAUUGGGACAAACGUUUUGGAAUAAUUGAUCGAAAAGUGGUUAUGCUUUCUGGUGAAAUAUCCAUCGAUCUUAAAUUAAUUGCAAAAGGUGAUAUUAUUAUUUCAACACCAGAAAAAUGGGAUAAUUUAUCACGUCGAUGGAAACAACGAAAACAUAUUCAAAAUAUUCAUUUAUUUAUUGUCGAUGAUCUACACUGUAUCAACUCAGAUGAUGGAGUAAGUUUCAUUAGUUAA